GCUAAGAUGGCGGCCAAGGGCUCGCACUCGCACGUGAAGCUGGAGGCGGAGAUCGAGCGGUGCCGGGCGGAGGGGCACUGGGAACGGCUCCGCCACCUCGCACAGCAGCUGCUGCCGCCGCGGCCCCCGCGCAAGGCGAAGGCGGCGAGGGGCGCGCAGGACGCGGAGGACCAUGGGAGUUUGCUGCUUGCAGAGGCUCUGCUGGAGGAAUGUUUGAAGGAAAACUUUACCAAACUGAAGGACUCCAUUCCACUGUCAGAGAAGAAUGAGCCCAAACUGAGUGAAGCUAAACAGUAUCUCACCAAUAUCUUAAGCAGAGGGAAACUAAGACCAAAGUAUAUGACAGAAGCUAUGCUGAUCCUAGGAAAGCUUCAUUAUGUGGAGGGAUGCUACAGAGAUGCCAUCAGCAUGUAUGCAAAAGCAGGAAUUGAUGACCUUUCAACCAAAGAUGAACCUCUGUAUGUGCUGCGUUUGUUAACUGAAGCCUUUGUUAUUAAAGGUUUGUCACUGGAGCGCUCAACCAACUCAAUUGCCUCACGUGCUCGACUGUGUGAAAGGGAGGAGGAAGUCAUGGCUUGUUUUGAGAGAGCAUGUGUUAUUGCCCAGGUAUACUUGCAGGAGCUUGAGAAGACCUUAAACAACACACAUUCAAGGAGUAUCAAGGGCAGCAAUGUGACUUACUCUGAGUUUGAACUUUCCUAUUUUCUGGAAGCAGCUCUACAGAGUGCCUACGUGACUCAGUUAAAGAAAGGAAAUAUUGUGAAAGGAAUGAGGAGUCUGCGAGAAAUACUACGGACUGUAGAAACAAAAGCUACUCAGACCUUCAAAAUGACUGCAGCCAAACAGUUAGCCCAAGUACUUCUCCAUUCCCUCAGUGAAGACUGUUACUGGAGCCCUUUAGCUGAUCCGCUUCCUGAGUUCAUGAACAAGGAAUAUCAGUCUUAUGUUAGCAAUCUUCUUUGUCGGAGGCCUGAGCUGUACUCAGAAGAGAAUGUGUACUGCCCUCAAGACAACGUAGAAGAGGCUCUUCUCCUCCUCUUAAUCGGUGAAUCCAUGGCGAACCGGGACGCAGUGAUCAGCCGAGCCCCAGAGCAGCAGGAUGACCGAGCUGUCAGCCUCCAGGAUGCCUCUGCAGUCUACGACCUCCUCAGCAUCACACUGGGCAGAAGAGGGCAGUAUGUGAUGCUGUCUGAGUGCCUGGAGAGAGCCAUGAAGUUUGCAUUUGAUGAAUUUCACCUCUGGUACCAGCUUGCCCUGUCCAUGGUAGCUUGUGGAAAGUCGGCAUAUGCUGUGUCAGUGCUCAGAGAGUGUGCUAAACUGCGACCUACAGAUCCCACCGUUCCUCUUCUGGCUGCCAAGGUCUGCAUUGGGUCACUGCACUGGCUGGAAGAAGGAGAACACUUUGCUAAAAUGGUGAUAGACCUGGGUGAGAAUGCUGGAGAGUCCCUAGCAAAGGGUUACCUGGCACUGGGCCUGACGUACAGCCUUCAAGCUACUGAUGCUACUUUAAAGAGCACUCAGGAUGAAUUAAACAAGAAAGCGCUUCAGACUUUGGAGAGAGCACGUGACUUGGCCCCUGAAGAUCACCAGAUCAUCCUCUACCUGUCACUGCAGCUGGCUCUUGUCAGACAGAUUUCAGAUGCUAUAGACCAUCUUCAAGAAGCCCUGCAACUGUGCAAAGAUGACAUGAAUUCACUUCAUCUACUGGCCCUCCUCUUUUCAGCUCAGAAGCACUAUCAGCAUGCACUGGAUGUUAUCAACAUGGCUGUUGUUGAAUACCCAGAAAACUUUAGCUUACUCUUCACCAAAGUAAAACUGGAAUGGAUACAUAAAGGACCUGAAGAGGCUCUGGUGACAUGCAGACAUAUGUUGCAGAUGUGGCAGAUGGUAUACAGUGUUUUACAGCACAGUGGUUCUGAGAAAGAAAGCAGUGUGACUGAAACACCAGUAAUCAAAAAAUAUAAUGGACUGCAUCUCACUCUCCCAGAUGCUCAUGACACUGAUUCUGGAUCACAACGAGCCUCUUCCCUUGCUGCAUCAAGACUGGAACAGGCCAUGUCUGAAAUAACUAUGCAGAGUAGCACAAUGAAGCAGGGACCUGUGAAACUGUGGACAACUCUUGAACAAAUUUGGCUACAAGCUGCUGAACUCUUCUUGGAACAGCAACAUCUCAAAGAAGCGAGCUUUUGUACCCAGGAGGCAGCUAGUCUUUUCCCCACAUCUCAUGCUGUACUGUACAUGCGUGGGAGGCUUGCAGAAAUGAAAGGCAAUUUGGAGGAGGCUAAGCAAUUGUAUGAUGAAGCACUCACAGUGAAUCCAGCUGGAGUGGAAAUUAUGCACAGCCUGAUUUCACGGCUAAUUGUGAAGAAAACCAUUUUUGGAAUGCCUGGGCAGUACAAGCGUGAAUCACAGCAGCAAGCCAUUGCUUCUGUCUCCCAACAUGUAUCAUGGAACUAUUUUCUUCCAUCCCUUUUGUAGUACAGUACAUUCUACAUUAUGAAUCAUUUUCAUGCAAAAAUAGAAACAAGUGAUGACUAUGUUCAUUUCACAACAGAGAAGAAAGAACUGGCAUCCCACAAUUAAACUGCCAGGUUUAGUGUCAUUGUAACCAAUUGCUGCACACAUGGCCUUGAGUGUCAGCUGUAGAGAGGUUCAGACCCCUAACACAUGUUUCCUAACAAAAUAUGAUUUUUUGGAAAGUCAAAUUCUGGUCCUUGGGGAAGAUCCAAAAUAACACAUUGAUAUUUAGUGCCAUUUUGGAUGUUGUAACACUGAUAAUGCCAUACCUAAAACCAAAAUGAAAUGUUGCUGCUCACAGCACAGAGCUAGGUGCCUAUCAUCCCUGUGAAGGGAAUGAGGAGAACAAAGCACCUGGGAAUUGGAUGUACAGUCCACAUGUUCUGGGGUGUGGAAGGUGAGAUGCUUUGUCCAGGCACUUUGUUCAUCUCUCCCAUCAAUCCUACCCAUGUCACACACUGGUGCUCCCAGACAGGAGCCACUUGGAGCCAGGAGUAUAGUUCUCAGGAGUAAAGGCCAGACCUGACCUAGUAAUCCAGCUGGGAGGCUGGGAAUAUUAACUCAUGCUUAUUGCCCUCCUAACAUGGCUGCUUGGGUUCUCUCCAGUCUGGAGCACGCACCUGCUUGGGAUGUGGGCAGAGAAAACCUAAGGCUUCCUGCAGAAGAUCAUGUAGGUAUUCCCUGAAGUGCCUAGCUUGGACUGCAACAGAUGUCCAUUUUGUGAAGCGUAGUAAUGACUGGAGACACUGCCAUUUUCCAGCUGCUCAGCAUGGCACAACAUCUAGCUCUGCUGGAAGAAGAGACUGCAGUCACAUCUACAUUUUUAAUCCAGCAAAUUCAGCCAGGUAAACUGACAACACCAGCUUUUAAAUCUCAGAUUCCCUCUCUUCUCUAACACUCCAGUGGUAAGGUAACUUGAGCAUUCUUCAAUGAGAAUACAUCGAGCUGCAGGUUCAAAAGCCCUUUUUUUUUUUUUUUUUCUUCUUUUUUUCUUUACUGGGAAGAGUGCGACUAGAGAGCUAUUCAGUGGGGUGCCAAACCCACAGAUAGGAACUGUAAUUACACUGGUUGGUAUUGCCUGUGCAGUGAUAGCUGACAAUUUAAUAAACAACAUAUCCAAUAUAUUGAAUGAAGUAGUAAAAUGGAACUGCAGUGGCCUUGAGCUUGAUCUCUUGCAGUAAAUCAGGAAUUGUAUUACAGAGGCCAGAGAAGUCAUGCUACCACUGAAGCGAUUAGAGUUGGCCUCAAUACUGAAAGGACUGAAGGCAUUUUAAAUUUUAUGGAAUUGCAAUUUAAGCAAGAAGGAAAUUUUACAGAUUUUUUUCUGCCACAUGGACAUGAUACGCAUCCAUUGUACUCACUCCUGUUUUCAGCAGCAGAAAUAUUCAUCCUUUGGCUCAUCUACAAUCUGAAUUUAUCUUAGCCACACCACCAAAACACAUGUCCUUGUAAAUCUGGCAGAUACUCUUAGUUCUUUUAAACCCUUAGAAGGGAAGAAAUAAAAUACUGUUUAUCUUGUCUGUUUUUCAGAAGAUAGUUAACAUAUAUUGCUUUUCACUAUGUACACCAGAAAUGACCUUCAAGAUUGAACAGUCACAAAAAGAAAGCUAAGAUGUUUUAGUAGCCAUCUGAAGAUAUUUUGGCUGUAAAUUCCAUAAACAUGAGCUGAUGAGUUGCUUUUUUUUUUGGGAGCCAUCUCAUUGCAAUUAAAAAGACAAUUCCUGCAACACAGUUCUUUGCAAGCUGGGCUUAAAAGACCAAAGCCUUGGUGUGCCACAGAGCCACCAAAAAAAAGCCACAAAAAAAAAGCCACAGGUCUAAGUCAUGGGGAUAACAGGACCUGCCACAUCUGCUGAGAUGAAGCUGCUGUUAAUUGUCAGGGUAUUAAUAAAUGAGGUUGUCACAUCUUUUUUCAACAAUUGAAGGAGUUACUAACACCAUAUUUGUGGUGGCCAUGCUCACAGUGAAGCCCAGAGACUGUACUCAGUGCCUCAACAGCUUCAGUCUGAAGUCUGUUGGUUUAGGCAGAAUUUCACUUUGCCUGCACAUUAAAGGAAGAAGCAGACUGUUGCAAUAAAGCAGCUGGGGUGGGGCACACCUUCUGUUCUGCUGUGGAAAGGGGCAACUUCCAAGACAGUCAGUAACUGGGGCAGGUAACUUCAUAGGCCACCACAGAGACAUUCACUGGAUCUCAUUUAGCAGUGCCUCUAGUCUCUAGCAAGUUCGAGUUUAUUUAAAUAAGGCAGCCCCACAUAGCUCUCCAGAUUGCCAGCUCAGCUAGUGCUAAGCUGAUUUGAAUUACUUCUCAUGUGCUCAGGUCACACAUAGAGCUCCUACGCCUCAGCAAACACACUGCAAUUUAUGUACAUGUUUUGCAUUUCAGAUGUCCAUACAUAUUUUAUUAGUGGAAAUAUUCAUUUGCAUAGUACUUACUGAAGUAAAUUUUUGAGGUCCUCAGGACUGCAGAACAAAACAAACCACCUGGACUGAAAAAGAAAUAAUUAUGGUGAGUUAAGGCACUGUUGACAUGGUUUCUGUUUUAUCAAUAUCUACCAGUUUUUACUUCAAAAUAUGAGUACACUCAGGCAGUGUAGCCAAAUUUACUGUAAAAUGAAGGACCCAUGUACAUGACAGGGCACAAACAAGCUAGAGUCUUUUCCUUCAAAAUGGAUUCUAGAUAGCUCUGGUCUGAAAAGAUCUGUAUCCACAGUGAUAUCUACCAGGGCUUUGUGUCUGCAGAAUUAUUUUCCAGAUACUGAAUGAGGACAGCCUCUAAAGUAAAUUAGUAUUUAUAUGCCAGUUCAGCAAAGCUCGUGCUUGCCUUUUAGCACAGGCUUCACCUCUUAUAGUCAAGUUAAUCACACACCUAAUUGCUUUAUUAAAUGGGGAAGAAAUGAAGCAUAUCCUUAAGAGCAUACUGUAUCAGGACCUACCCCACAGAUGGUCAAGACUGAGGGCUUGAUCCAGAUACCACUGAAAUCAAAAGUAGAUUUCAGUGGUCUUUAGUUGAAGCAUAUAAAUGGGAGUCACAGGUGUGCUUCAACGAUGGAAUACAUAAAUCAGUUUUCUUAUCACAUAAUUUUCAUCUGAUUUACUUGCAUGCAAACCUGGGAGCUGGAAGAGAGCUGAGGGUUUAAUGCCCUGGUAUACUGUUUAUAUCCUGGAAGGAACAGUCAGCACAGACAGCAUGAUGACAGGACCUUGAAGCUACCGAUACUUCCCACAUGAUGGAGAAGAACAAUAUGGUAGAACUGAAGGUAGAAAUUUACUCAUGGGUAUGGCCCAUCCUCUUGCAUAGGUACCUUUCAAGGUUCUGUUCUUGCUUAAGCACAGCUACCCAUAAAGCUAAGGCUCCAGUGAUUUUCUAAAGCACUUUUUCAAACUAAGUAAUUGCACAAAAGUGGUCUAUUGCAAUAGAGAAUAUUUGGGGAAAAAAAAACCCUUUAAGAUAAAAAUUAAGACUUAGGUCUUCAAACAAAAAAUAGAAGGAUUCUAAAUGGCAUAUAGCCAAAAAUCUCUUUGGUAAAUUAAUUCAAAUUGAGCUGAGAAUGUUUGAUUUAUUGCUGUGGGUAGUUUGACUGCAUGGCUUAACAUUCAUAUGCUACUUUUGUUUUCAUCUCCGCCUUACUGAGAUUGCUGUGCUAUGCCAAACAGCAAGUAAGCCUGGAAAAGAAUUUCUUGCUAGGAUCUACUUUGAGUCUGCAAGUCAGUAGAGGAGAUAGACCCUCCCCAUCAUGAGUGAAUCAGAAUAUACGCAUAUCAUGAGCAACAGUGAGGCUCUGAACUGGGGCUAUUUUCUGCAUGGUAGAGGUUCACAUAGUCUGUAUACAAUACUCUUCUGUAGGUGCCCUGAACAGUCUUCUAAGCUUCACUGAAGAGUUAAAAUCUGUCUUCAAGAGGUGGAAAGCUUUUUUGCUGGGUACCUAUCACACUAGACAGUCCCCCGUUCCCUACGCUAUCUCAAGCACAGAGAUUCAGGACAAAAAUUACUGCUCACAAGGAUAGAUAACUUCAUUUUAACUCCCCUGUUUGGAAGUUAUAUCUCACAAGAAUGACUGUGGACCGAAAAAAGGCCAGAAUUGCUGGAGUUCAUCAAACAAUUAAACGCACCAGCUCUGUACUUUGAAUAGAAAAUAAGACCAAGAGGAGGGAGGAGCAGCAAUGUCUGAUUUUCACAAAAACUCAAAAGCUAAAUAAGUAGGUUUACUUGGGGGAUUUCUUGCAUCCACAAAGGGCAGACUGGUGGUGAGAACUGAAGAAAUAGGACAAAUAUGGAAAAAAAUGUAUACCUUUAACUACAGUACUCAAAUGUCUCCCUGGGCAAAUUAAAAAAAACCCAACCAACCUACUUCUUCUGCAUGAAAGUUGUGAAAACACAAAAGCAAAAUAUUCUGAGAAACAUAUUUUAAAUCUCAGAUGGCAUCCUCCACUUGAGUUGGGCCUUUUUUCGUCAAAGGGGAAAGGCAGAUUUUAACUUGUCAAUCAUCCCAAAGGGCAAAAUUUCACUGCUUCUCUAGUACAACUCCAGCAGACAUUACAGGUCAUAUAUUAGCUACAAAAUAAAAAAUCCUAGAACUUCCCCUCACUUAUACUCUGAAAGUGAGCCACAGCUGUUUCUCUUACAAACAUAAAAGAUUACCUUGGUUUACAACAUAAGACACUGGGAUUUCUUCAAGGUGCUUUUAAACCAGUAUGUUGCUAACAUCGUCCCUAUCACACUUCCAGAAAUAGGAAGAAAGCACACAGAAGCAUUUGGCAGCAAGACACAAACUUGUGGUUUACAGAUAGACAGACAACCUUCCUCUGCCUUCUUUGAAACUGCGUGUGGGCCUCACUUGUUGAGUUGGGCUACUUGCAGGCAAUGUCACACAGCAUAACUACUAACAACAUGGGCUGAUUGAGCAGGUAAGUCGAGUUUCUCGAGCAGUGUACUCUCCAAAGAUUGGAAAUGGAAAGUCUCUAUUUGUCUUUAUUUUAAUUAGUCAAAAGCUGAUGAAAGCACAAACCAAUACGGCAUCCUAAUUGUUUCAUCAGUGAAAUUAUAAAUAGACUUAGACUCUUAGAAAACCUAUUGAAAUAGUAAACUAUGAAAAGCUAGGAGAAGCCUCUUGUCCAAAUUGGCUAGAGUAUUCCUCAGAGUUGUACUAGAUCCGCAGUGAAAUUUUGCCCUUUGGCAAGUUAAAAUUUGCCUUUCCCCUUUGAGGGGAAAAAGGCCCAACUCAAGUGGAGGAUACCUUUCACAGGACUCCUUUCAUCCUACUAAGCAAACAGUGAAUGGGUGUAACUCAGCAUUUGGGUGGAAACAGGCUGCUUUGGCUAGGUGCAGAAGAGAAGGCUGAAGACAUAAACACACACAUUUGAAUAUGGGAUGCAUUUUCCCCAUGCUUCAUAGAAUGCAAGGAGGUACUCUUCUCUCAAAUGCAGAUGAGAAAUAAGGUAUCAGGCUUGAUAAUACAUCCAAUCUGCUUCACAAGCAAAUGACUGAUUUUUAUUAUUUUUCAACUGCUAACAUGGAAGCAGACUUAUCUUUAGACAGAGGCAGCCAAGGAAGCAAGCACCAUGUAGAUGAACCCCUUUUCCUGUUUUCCUCAAUUUCAAAGCUUGUGUAGUGAAGAUUACUUUUUAAGAAGCGAAAAACAGCAAAAACAUUUUAUACGUCUCUUCAGUAGCCAAAGAGAAUUCAUCAGAAUCCUGGCAAUAACACCCACGUUCAAGUGUAAUUUAUGCCUGAUAAAUGAUGAAUCUACAUCAUAGCAAUUUAGGUACUCCAGCUUGGACCCCAUGAAGAUUUCCUCAGGGGAUGUGGAGAUGGGUCUCCUUAGCUAAUGCUUCCUUGGGGAAAGGCAGAGCACAGACAAAUUCAAGGGAAAGAAAAAGGUGACAGAAGAGAUUAUUUUGUAGCAUUCCUUCCUAAGCCCAGCAAAAAACCACAAAAGGAUUUUAAAGGUUUUUGGGCAGCUACUGCCUGCAGAAACCCCCACAGCAUCAAUCCAGGUAUGCUGCUAUGGUGGAAGGGGAUGGAAAAGCUAGCAGGAAGGUGUAGCUUCACUUCAUGAUUAGCCUGGGCAUCAGAGUCCACUUCAAAAAUGAAGGAACUUGUCCUGUUGGUAGAAUAAUGAAUGAUUAAAACGAUAAAAAGAAUUGCUAAAGUGCUUCUUUGCUCUUGGCUUUCAGAUGAACUUCCAAACUGGCUUUUCAUCUGCCUGGUGGGGAUGACUUGCUCAGAGAGUCAACAGAAGACAAUCCUCUAAUACUUUUUGUCUUGGCAGCCUUUUAAAGUGCAAUGUAUGUAUAAAUAAACACCAUUAUUAUCUCCAUGGAAAAAUGCCUAGCAUUCUCAGAGUUGAAAAUGCAAAUCAAUUAUGCAGUGCCUUAAUUCUACCAUCUUUAAAAUUAUAUAUUACAUUGCUUUGUGCAUCAAUUCCAAAUUAUUGGAAAGUGUCACACAUCCCAAUUCAUUAAGCUUUACUUUUAAGCAUAUUCAAGACCUUCUGAAUCAAUGUAAAGACUACACUAACCACAGAGCUUUACAGUGGACCUUAAAUUAUGAUUUUCCUAGUCUGUGUGACCAAUUUGGCAGCAAUAAAAGACUGCAUUUCCACUUCUGAUACAGGGAGCUUCACAGAUCUUUUGAAGGUCUCAGGUUGAAUUAGUAUUUGAUCGACAGUGUUUAUUUAAUAGAAAAAAAAUUCAAAGUCUUAAGGACCUUAAAAAUAGAGGGAAUUGUGAAACCCCACAGCCUUCCUGGGGUUGCAAAUCAUCUAAUGGUUCAGCAAUCAUGACAGAGUGGGAAGAUGAUAGAGCUGAUCCUCUUUUUCCCCUUUAAUUUCAAGAGCCGUGUAUUCUAGCAUAGUGAAAAAAACCUCUCAGUUAAAAAAAAAAAAAAUUAGCAUUAAAUCCAGACACAGAAAAUUUUUCUGCAAUUCUGGACACAUGAAAAGCUAGCAGAAAUUCAGUCUCCCAGGGGCCAUUAGUAGUACUUUUCUGUCUGCCAAAAAGCAGGUGCCUUUUAAGAAGGUACCACAGGACCAGGGAUGUGCUGUUGUGAUGAUACAGUCAGUAACUAUCUUAGAGCUUGUCAGACUUGGAAGGAAGGGGAACACCUGUCUGACCUCUGAGGGGUUGCCUUGUCACAAGGAACCAGCCAGCACAAGCUAGUGAUGCCUAAAUGACUUAAGGGAGAGUUACUGAAUGGAGAGCUGGCAUUGUUUGCUGAUCAGGGUGUCAAUUACUAUUGAUAAAAGUACUGGUUUACUAAUAGGGAAGUUUAACUCCUGGGUAAGUACAUGACUACCCAAAGGUCUGAUCUGCAAGAUGAACAUUAAUUAUCUUGCAAUUGGAACAAUCUAAAUACUCUAUUACAGCUUUAGGAGCCACUAGAAAGGUAUAAAUCAUUGCCAUUUGAUAACACCCUGCAGGAACAAGACAGCAGUUCCAGCUCCUGGAGUGUUGCUAUUAUUCAGAAAAUAGUGGUAGAUUCAUCUUACACCACUUAUUAGACAUUUGCAUCAAACUUUUGUCUUCCUCUCAUGCUAUUCUCCUAUUUUUAUAUUCUUUCAUGCCUUUUCUUUUCCAUCUCAUCACUAUAAUUUCCUGUUCAGCUCCUAAAAAGCCAAGCACCAGCAUGCAGUCACUACAGAACACAUGACAUCCUGUUUGAACGGCAGGAUCUUAGAGCAGGAACUAUCUCCUACUCUGCAUACAUACAGCACCCAGUAAAAAGCAGACCCAUUCUUCAACAGCCUGAAGCUGAAACUCUCAAUAAUGUCAUCAGGAGUUAUUGUGUCACAUCACCCAACCAGAGUUGUGCAGGCUAUUACUGUUAAAGCCAUCUUUACUGAAUCUUCUGUGUUUGAAGGUGUCCUGGUUGAUCUUUGCACAAUUUCUUGAACAGUAUCCCAAGAUUCUCAGUUCAGGACACUGAAAUAAAUGCUCUCUUCUACAUAGUUCUUAUUUGAAAAAGCAUAGGAAUUCUUUUUCUAAGGAGCAGCUGGAAGGAAGUUAACCAUUUCAAAGCUGCUAUUGUACAUCAUCUGAAUAUGACACUGUGACAUCAGACCUGCCCUUACAGGAAACUGGACAACUAAGGUCUCCAUCCCUACUCCAGUAGUUUCUGUAUUUUCUGCACAAACUUAAUUUAAGUCCUAAAAGCCCUCCUUUCUUUCUCUGUCCCAAAGACAAUUCAAUCUCCUUUCCAAGGUUCUGUUAAGCAAACAGAUUAAAUGUAGUACACAAGUUUCAGAAUUGUAUCUUUGGUUGAAGAUGACAUUUUUCUCUUUUAUACUUACAUUGUAUUCCCCCAGAAUAUUAAUAUACAUUGCCAUCUCAAAUACCUACUAUUCUCACAAGUAAAAAAAGCAGAUUACUUUCGAAGACUUAAUUUUACAGUUUUGCAGAGCUGAAUGUUUUAAUUGAAAAGUCUGAUUUAAAAAACUGAAUUCAACUUCCUUAUUUGCCCAUUAAAGCAUGAAGGCUUCCAUAGAAAAGACAUUUUUAAAAGCAGUAUUUGAAGGAGAAAUUUUCAAGUCUCUAGUACUUCCCACCCACCCCCACUGGAAACGGCUGGCAAGGAGAUUAUGGGAACUCCCCUUAGUUACUCAACAGUUAGCAAACCAGUUUUUCUCUUAACUGGACCGAGUCCAAUGAACACAGCAUAGUCAUAGAAGUGACACACAUAAAUGCAGGAAAGCAGUAAUUUUACUACUCGUUGUGCCCAGGUUGUUGGUGAACAAUUCCCGAGAGCAGCCCACUCCGCCAGAGCAGCAGACGCAGCUGCAGUAGCCCUGAGAGCCCGGUCUUUGGAGACAGAUGGAUGAAAGCCAAAACACCCAGUGUGCAUUGCCUGCAGUGGGGCUAGCAGCUGCACUCCUGCACUACCUGCUCAGCUAACUUCUAAGCUAUAGUAUCACCCAAAUAAUAAGACUGAUCUUAUUAGCAGGUCCUUAAUCCUCACUAACCUUCCCCUUUAACCAUUAGCUAUUAUUAAUUUAUUAAAUGUUAUCCUAACAGGCUGCAAAUUGACCAGCUACUACAGUUCCUCAUCCAGCCAUGUAUUUCAUCCAUUUCCCCCCAUCAAAACUCCACAGCCACAAUUGAUUAUGGGAAGCUUUUUCAGGAUAGCUCACCUACAACCCUGAGGUAGUGUCCUAGUCCUGCCUGGCCAUUCCUAACACUACACUAGGAUGAGUUUGAGACCUCUCUAACUUACCAGGCUGUGGCAUGCACCUGUUCAUCCUCCUUUACUGGAAGGAUUGCCAGAUGAACGUAGGGUUGAACACAACGGUAAGCCCAGGACGUGAGCAGGGGCACUUUGGGAAUCAUUUAGCUUGGCACAAACCUCUUGAGAUCACCUUGUCCAAAUCCCUGCUCAAAGCAGAAUCUGCUGGAGACAUUUUCCCAGCAUGUCAUCAGUUGGGUUUUGAAUCUGCAGAUUCCACAUCUGUAUUUUACCACUUACUGUAGAAGUGUUUUCUCCUGUUCAAAGAGAGUACCUUCAAAUCAUGCCCAUCUGUCCUUGCCAGUGGUGCUACCAAGAUUAAUCAGUCUUCAUUCCCUCCCAUCAGGGAUCAGUAGGAUAUCCCUUUCGGCCAACACAGUAAGGGAGAAGUCUUUGGGCCCAAGACCCCCCACCUCAAUGUCCAGUUUGGACUAAAACAGUACCAGUUGUUUUGCUACACUGUUGUGCAGCAAAGGCUUUUGUUUUAGCUAGAACAGAACAUGAGAACCUCCACACUGUUUGACAGGAUGAUGGAUUGUCUCUUGUAAAGCUAUCAGAAGCUGAACUUGGAAUGUCAGUGUUCCUACACACACACAUCUCCAGAAAACUGCUACAGUGUCCCAAGGCCUGUUUCACAAUUGCAGAAGGACCUUGCAAGCACACCUCAGCCAACACUGGUUCAUGACCAAUGCCAUUAGCUUCCACCACACUCGACUUACUGUAUCUCAGAGGACAUUCUUCCAUUAGCAGAAAGUACUGAAAUCUACCACUCCCAUCCUGUAGUUAAAGAAUUAAGUAAACAGGGCUGUUAAGAUUCAAUUACUGACCUAGAAACCAGGCAUUUCAUUUAUGUAAUAGUAACAUGGACAUGGCACCCUAAAUAAAACCAGUAGCUUUGAUUUCCUGAAAAUAAAACACCCCAAGCAGGGAGCAGCUAAAGUGACCGUAAAUAAGUGGUCUUCCUAGACAUUCAUCUUAACCACAGGCAACUCUCCUGGCUAAGGCAGUUUUUCAUGAUCCUUGUGGGUCCCUUCUCAGAAUAUUGGGAUAGUGCGGUAUCCCAGUGGAUAAGGUCCUCCCCUUUUCACCUUAGAUGUUUCCACAUGCAUGCUGAGCUAUAGCAGAAGAACAAAUGGGUUAAGUGUGAUUCCCAGCCUACUGAAAUUCAAGGCACUAGACUAGCUAAACCAAAACCUCUCGUCAGAUCCCUGUUCACAUUACUUACCUAUAAAAAUGAGGCUUCCAAUACUCCAGCAAUUCAGAAUCUCAAGUGAUUGUUCUGACGGUUCUGUAAAAUUCUCCUCAACCUGUGCCAUCCUAAGUAUGUCUUGCUCCAAGCUCUUAGAGCACAGGAUGAAGACUGGGUAGGAAGUGUCAGUUUGAUCAAGUAUUUUGUAGAAGGCAGAUUUAACUGCUAGGAAAUUUAGACUGCCUAAGCUUCCUGAAUCAGACUGCCAGCACACAAACAACAGUUCUAAGGAAUUCUGAAGCUGGCUAUCAAAAACACUUUUGACAAGGCUCCUCUGGAAAACUGAUAAGAGUUGUUCAUAAUCCUCAGAGCAGAGCUUUAAGAUCAGUGACCAUAAACACUUGAUUAAGUGUUCCUGAAUUCAGAUUGAACAACUGUCCUAAUUUUAGAUGCUCACUGCAAUUAUAAAUACAUCAAAGAUGACUAGAACAAUCUUUAAACAUUAGGUAACUGCUCAGCUGGGAGCAGUGAGGGUACACAGAGGCAGGAGCCAAUGCUUUGUUUAAAGGCAGCAGAAUCCCCAAACAAGAUAACCACACAGCAGAUGUACAGUUAAAGCAGUUGUUGCCAGGAGAGUAGAGAGGCAAUGGGGCACGAGCAGCCUCUGGCAUUCUUUGAGUUCUUGGAUUUGUCCUUGGUAGAAACCAGAUUUGUCUUCCACCUUAAGAAAAAAAAUUAAACCUUGACAAAGAACUAGAAGCACAGUCGUGCUCAGUAACAAAUGAGGAAGAGAAUGUUCUCCUGUAUUUUGAGCUGACUGCAUCCUGAAUGGCAACUCAGAUAUGGCAGUUUCAGAAAAGCCCAAGUGUGAGACUAAGUCACCCCAAUGUAGCAGCUGACAGGGAAUAAACUCCAAAAUAAUUAAAAGAAAGCAAACAGGUUUAGUUGUCUGAACAAGGAAUUUUAAUUUUAGGUCAACUAUUGAACUAGGUCAACAUCCAGUUCACAAUGUCUACAGAUAGUGGGCAUAGCCAGUCACUACGGUAAGUUUAUUGAAGCACCAAGCUCCACACAAGACUGUAAAAUACAUUUUAAACUACUAGUAAGAAAGCUUCUUCAAGUCAACAAUACUAUUAAGGGCCAGAGUUUAAGGACUAAGUUUUCACCUUCCAAGCUAUUUUAAGACAGCCAAUCCAUUGCAUAAGCAAACCAAACUGCUACAUACUGAAA
Messenger RNA from Catharus ustulatus (Swainson's thrush), 14153 nucleotides. It is a transcript of the gene TTC7A, whose product is annotated as tetratricopeptide repeat domain 7A. Gene Ontology annotation, cellular component: plasma membrane. Gene Ontology annotation, biological process: phosphatidylinositol phosphate biosynthetic process; protein localization to plasma membrane. The transcript has 20 exons. Gene Ontology annotation, molecular function: protein binding. Lineage: Eukaryota; Metazoa; Chordata; Aves; Passeriformes; Turdidae. The record is from RefSeq and is a predicted model, not a curated record. The coding region runs from base 7 to 2478 and encodes 823 amino acids.